CAUAUCCGUAAGAAUUACCUUACAGUUCAGACACAUUUGAACAAAAUGUUGGUGUAUUCCAUGGUCUUUAGUUUAAUAAUCCAUAGUUAUAGUGUUAGGAGCGUGGAUGUAUGUGCCAGUGUUAAUUUUUGUGCGUGUCGUGAUAACAUUGACGAUAACCAAGAUUAUUUAGGGGACAGUGUUGACUGUUCGUAUCAUUUCGAAGGACAAAAUGUCUUGGCCACUAAUUUUAGUCUGCCGGACGUUACAUUUUCAUUGGAUCUGUCUUCGAGCAAUAUAACACAUUUACACACAUCUAGACUUUUGCAAUCGACGACUUUGUUAGAGUUAACGUUGAAGAACAACAUCCUGAAAGAGAUCCCUGCGAAGGUAUUGCUUUUACCAGCGCUGAAAUGGCUGGACUUAAGCUACAAUCAACUAGAAUACAUCGAUAAAGAAGCAUUCAGUGACUUGAGAAAUGUGGAACAUUUGAACCUGGCUAACAAUAGACUUGUGACUUUCGAAAGGUUAGGUUUCCACCACUUGAGAAAUUUGAAUGAACUCGUUUUGGAUAAUAAUAAUUUGGGUAAGGGUUUGCUCGAAGCUAAUUUGUUCGAUCGGAGCGGUUUUGGUUUAACUCACAAAAUUAAAAGAUUGAGCAUUAGAGGCGUAAACUUGAACGAAGUGCCGGACAACUUUUUUUCAGACGCCUACGAUAUUCGUAAGCUUGUCAUAUCUAAUAAUAAUUUAAAAGAAAUUUUCGAGCUGCCUUUUACUUUAGAAUAUUUGGAUUUGUCAGACAAUCCAAUUUCAGACAUUUCAAAUGAAGAUUUCAUUGAUUUGCCUGGAUUAAAAGUGUUGAAAUUGAACAAUUUGUUGAUAAGAGAAGUUCCCGAAUAUGUGUUUUCAGCUUUACAUGGCUUAGUAGAGUUGGAAUUGGAAAGAAAUAAGAAUCUGACUAUAUUUAGCCCUUUGGCGUUUGGCCAAGACAUAUUGGAUGAUGCUGAUUACUUCGUUCUAGAAAAGUUAUCUUUACGAGGAUCUAGAUUGACGGCUUUGGACCAAGAAUUGGCGGAGCCUAUAGGGCAGUUGAGCAUUCUCGAUCUACAAGGGAACCCUUGGACCUGUGACUGCAAUCUGCUGUGGCUGAAAUCUCUACAAAUACCACCGGAAUAUUAUGAACAUAUAAGGUGCGGCUCGCCAAAACCGUUUUACAACUGCAAGGUAUUUGAACUGGACGCCAAAUACUUCUCGUGCUCGCAGAUAAGCGACCACCAUGUCGGCCUGGCACUGGCUAUCGUCGCGUUCUGCAUCAUACUUGCCGGUAUAGCAUUAUGGUUCUUCGUAUUCAUACCCAGGUACCAGUCCAGAGGCAAUUGUAUAGCUAAUCUGCAUACGCCCACAGCUACUUAUACUGUUUUGCCUGUACAUUCUCAUAGGACUGAAUUUUAAUAAUUUAAAUCAGACAUUCUUUUUAAGAUUUAAAAACCAAAGUCAUACAGGAAGUUUUUAAUGAGUGCACAUGUUAAUAGAAUACAAAGAAUUAUAAUUCCAUAUUUAUUAAUAUU
This is a messenger RNA of Diatraea saccharalis (sugarcane borer), 1547 nucleotides long. The record is from the annotation of a GenBank genome assembly. Lineage: Eukaryota; Metazoa; Arthropoda; Insecta; Lepidoptera; Crambidae.